AUGACAUAUAACGAACACAAUGCAGAGGACAGCUGCCUAAAAAACCAGCACGAAAAGCAGGCCCAACCCAAAACUAACCCCGAAGUCCCCCGUGGAGAUGCCGCCCCGGCCCCGGACGAUGCGGGCCUCGAGACCGGAGGUGUAGCGCACCCCAGCGAAGCCAGCGCCGACGACAGUGAAGCGAACCUCGAAUUUCCAGAAGGCGGACUCGAAGCUUGGCUUGUAGUCUUUGGAUCCUUUUGCGGAAUGUUUUCGAUCUACGGCCUCAUCAACACCUCUGCUGUUUUUGAGUCGUACUUUUCCGAGAACCAACUUCGUGAUUACUCGUCUUCUCAGAUCGGCUGGAUUUUCAGCCUUUAUCUCUUCCUCGUCUUUCUUGUCGGUAUUCAAGUCGGACCUGUUUUUGACAAAUACGGUCCUCGACUCAUUGUUGCCUCUGGAGGUAUACUCAUCGCGGCAAGUUUGUUCAUACUCAGCGUUUGUGAGGAAUUUUACCAGAUUCUUCUUUCAUACUCGGUUGUGGGUGGCCUUGGAGGCGCCCUUCUCAAUUCACCGUGUUAUGCAUCUAUUGCCCAUUGGUUCGACCAGAAACGAGGUCUUGCAACUGGCGUUGCAAUGACUGCAGGAUCAAUUGGCGGUAUCAUAUUUCCCAUCUUUUUACAGAAACUUCUCCCCAGCGUUGGCUUUGCAUGGACGACCCGUAUUCUGGGCUUCAUCAUCCUCGGACUCACCGUUCCCGCCACGCUCUGCAUGCGCUCGCGUCUCCCGCGAUCAAAUAAGGUGUCCUCGGUCUGGCCAGACCUGAGCAUCUUCAAAGACCUGAAGUUUACGUUUUCUGCAUGUGGAAUCUUCUUUAUGGAAUGGGGACUCUUCGUGCCAUUGACGUACAUCGUGUCUUAUGCCGGACGACACUCUGGCGAUGCCAACAGCUCUUACACCCUGAUUUCGAUCCUCAAUGCGGGUUCAUUGCUCGGUCGUUUUCUCCCCGGUCUUUUAGCCGACAAGAUCGGGCGGUUUAAUGUCAUUCUGCUGACGCUUGGGCUCUGCAUCAUAUCGGCCUUUGCUCUGUGGUUGCCAGCUGGAGACUCUCAGGCUAUGAUCAUCGCGUUCGCUGUUGUGUUUGGUUUUGCAAGUGGUAGUAACCUUGGACUCACACCAGUUUGCGUGGGUCAGCUCUGCGAUCCUCGCGACUAUGGACGAUUCAUCUCGACAGCUUUCAUGGUAGCUAGCUUUGGAACCCUCAGCAGCUUGCCUAUUGCUGGUGCCAUUCUCGAGGCUGGUGACAAGGGUGACUCUGGCUGGACUGCUCUCAUUGUAUUUGAUGGGCUGUCUCGCUCAUUGAAACGACAUGUUGCAUUCCCACGGGAUCAGGUUGUCAAUGUCCGCGAUUUUAAACGUAAACUCAAGGAGGUGCAAACAUUGGAGAUACAAGUCCGAAGCAAAAGAGGGUCUCAGGUCCCCACCAUGUCCAAUGACGCAUCUUCCCGUCGUCUCGCCCUCACCGAGAACCCGCGAUUAGCCGUAUCUCAAAACGCUCACCACGACAGAUUCUCCACGCGCUCCUGUGAGUGGCUCUCCUUGACUUUUCCCACCGGAUCAUCUAUCUCCCGCCCUCUCUCACUCGGCAUACUGACCCCGAGACCACCCGUAGCGCAAGGUCAAGCACCAACUGACCUUGUGAGGAAAACAGCGACGUUUUUUCUUCUUCUUCACUCCCUCUCCCCUCCACCCCCCGACAUCAUGCAGUCCUUCACCAGAGCCACUCGCGCCUCGGCGCUGCAAAACGUUGGCCGCAGAGCCUAUUCUUCGUCGCAGUAUGCUAAGACCAUCAACAACCUGCGCAUCAACGCCGACACCAAGGUCAUCUACCAGGGCUUCACCGGAAAGCAGGGAACUUUCCACGCUCAACAAGCUAUCGAAUACGGCACCAAGGUCGUCGGUGGAACAAACCCCAAGAAGGCUGGUCAGACUCACCUCGGCCUCCCUGUCUUCAAGAACGUUGGUGAAGCCGUCAAGGAGACUGGUGCCACUGCUACUGGUCUCUUCGUCCCUCCUCCUCUGGCCGCCGCCGGUAUCGAGGAGGCUCUCGAGGCCGAGAUCCCCCUCGUUGUCUGCAUCACUGAGGGUAUCCCCCAGCACGACAUGGUUCGCAUCACCGACAUGCUCAAGACCCAAAGCAAGACUCGUCUCGUCGGACCUAACUGCCCCGGUAUCAUCGCCCCCGAACAGUGCAAGAUUGGUAUCAUGCCUGGCUUCAUCCACAAGCGCGGCCGCAUCGGUAUCGUCUCUCGUUCCGGUACUCUCACUUACGAGGCCGUCAACCAGACCACCCAGGCCGGUCUUGGUCAGUCUCUCGUUGUCGGAAUUGGCGGCGACCCCUUCUCCGGUACCAACUUCAUCGACUGCCUCAAGGUCUUCACUGAGGACCCCGACACCGACGGUAUCAUCAUGAUUGGUGAGAUUGGUGGUUCUGCCGAGGAGGACGCCGCCGAGUUCCUCAAGCAGGCCAACACUGUCAACGGCGGUAAGCCCGUUGUCAGCUUUAUCGCUGGUAUCUCUGCUCCUCCCGGUAGACGAAUGGGUCACGCUGGUGCUAUCGUCUCCGGUGGUAAGGGUGGUGCCGACACCAAGAUCAAGGCUCUCGAGGACGCCGGUGUCAUUGUCGAGCGCUCUCCCGCUGGUCUGGGCAAGGCUCUCUACAACGAGUUCGUCCGCCGCGAUCUGCUAUAA
Molecule: messenger RNA, 2730 nt
Organism: Fusarium oxysporum Fo47
Lineage: Eukaryota; Fungi; Ascomycota; Sordariomycetes; Hypocreales; Nectriaceae
Product: major facilitator superfamily domain-containing protein
Exons: 8
Coding region: 1-2730 (909 amino acids)
Biological process (GO): transmembrane transport; protein histidyl modification to diphthamide; tricarboxylic acid cycle
Cellular component (GO): mitochondrion; succinate-CoA ligase complex (ADP-forming)
Molecular function (GO): transmembrane transporter activity; succinate-CoA ligase (GDP-forming) activity; 2-(3-amino-3-carboxypropyl)histidine synthase activity
Source: RefSeq, a predicted model, not a curated record